Musa acuminata AAA Group (dessert banana) is the source of this 1128-nucleotide messenger RNA. Its product is annotated as single-stranded DNA-binding protein, mitochondrial. Gene Ontology annotation, cellular component: mitochondrial nucleoid. NCBI's taxonomy places the organism in Eukaryota, Viridiplantae, Streptophyta, Magnoliopsida, Zingiberales, Musaceae. Gene Ontology annotation, molecular function: single-stranded DNA binding. Bases 238 to 915 code for a protein of 225 amino acids. The transcript is spliced from 8 exons. The record is from RefSeq and is a predicted model, not a curated record. Gene Ontology annotation, biological process: positive regulation of helicase activity; mitochondrial DNA replication.
CAUUGCGGGCAACCUUGUCCUCGUCCCGAAAUUUCGGCUAAUCUGCGCCGUCCAAUUCAAAAUAGACGGCUCCUGCGCACUUUUCGCUUGCCCCUAUCGACACCGCUUCGCCAUAAAGCCGCCGCGCCUCCCCCUACUUCGUUGACCUCUUUCGAUUCCAACCUCGAUUCCCUCGACGUGAAAAGGAGAAGCUUGCAGUGUGAUUUCAGAGUUGGUGCUUAUCAAUUGUUUGAUGGAAUGACUGAGAGAAGCUUGGUCAUAAUACUUGUCCUUUACUUGUUCAACUCAGAUAUGAAGGUGGGCUUAUUGAGAUGGGGAGUCCUUAAGCAUCUGAAGGAAGGUUUAGGGCAACCGAGGUUUCCACUAGGCCUCUAUAGAGGUUCCCAGGCAUGUUUUUCAACCAUAUCAUCUGAUGAGAAUGAGGAGAAGAUUGGAAUUGAGGAUGAUGAUUUUAUCGAAGACAAGAAAGAGUUGGAACCACAAGGUGUAGACCCCAUGAGGGGCUGGGGCUUCAGAGGUGUGCAUAAGGCAAUUAUUUGUGGAAAAAUUGGUCAAGCUCCUGUACAAAAGAUACUAAGGAAUGGCAAGACAGUGACCAUAUUUACGGUUGGAACAGGUGGUAUGUUUGACCAAAGAAUCACUGGUGCUGAGCAUUUGCCAAGACCAGCUCAGUGGCACCGAAUUGCUGUUCAUAAUGACCAGCUUGGGGCAUAUGCUAUUCAACAGUUGGUGAAGAACUCUGCUGUUUUUGUUGAGGGUGAUAUUGAGACCAGAGUCUACAAUGACAACAUCACUGGCCAAGUGAAAAAUAUACCUGAAAUCUGUGUGCGCCGUGAUGGAAAGGUUUGCUUGAUUAAGUCGGGGGAUAGCACUGCUAGAAUAUCUUUGGAAGGACUGCGGGAUGGAUUGUUUUGAGCGUGUUACUUGAGAUGCGUUUUACCUGCUCGUAGCUUCAGACCAAGUGUGUUGCAGUCAUACACUUGUAGUGAUCGCCAAACUUUGCAAGUUCUAACUUUGUUAUUUUCUUUAUUGCUAAGAAGGAUCGUCCAAGGUGUGUUCUUGAGCUUGUCUAUUCACUAAAAUGAUGUAGAACUUUUUAGUGUGGUUUUGAUAUCUUUGAUUUUAGAA